UAUUCUUCAAUUAAAUAAACUUCAUUUGUUUCUCUCUCUUUCUCUGUUCUCUUUACCUCUACAACCCAAAGGGCCACUCACUACUCACUCGCUGUGCUGUGGCCUCUGUUUUCAAAGCAAACCCUUGUUCUCGUCCUUCCCCUUCUCUUCCUUUCGCCACUCUCUUUCAACUUUCAACUCAUAAUUCAUUUUCCCUAUUCUUCUUAGCUUCUACUCUCUCUUUCUGCAAUCUGCAAAACUAGCUAUUCAGUUUAGUUAUCAAACCAAGCCAAACCUCAAAUCAAAUAUUUAUAUUUUUAUACUAAUAGGCACCAAAUACACAUUUAUGAUACACCAAUUUGAAGCUUGUCCACACAAGACAAGAAUUUUCAGCCCCUUUCCUUAAACAAACCUAAGAGUCAGACGAAGAAGCGCUUGUCAGUGACCAACCAACCAUGAUGUCUUCUCAUGGCCUCAUCAUCUCUCUCAUUUUUGUGUCCAUUUUAGCCAAUGAGGCCAGCUUGGUCCAUGAGGCAAAUGGGUCAUUUCCAAUGGUGCCCUUGGUGGAGGCUGGGAAGAUGGAAAUGAUGAUGGUGAUGAAUGAGAGCAGAAGGAAACUUGGAAGCUUCCAGAUAUGUGCUUUGUGUACCUGCUGUGGUGGAGCAAAAGGAAUGUGCUUGCCCUCUCCUUGUUGCUAUGCCAUCAAUUGCAACAUUCCUCAUAGACCUUUUGGCUUCUGUUCAUUCACUCCGAAGACCUGUAAUUGCUUUGGAUGCCAUCUUUAAUUCCCCUCUUCCUUGCUCCCCCCUUAUCAUAGUUUUAUAAAAAUAAUUGAAAAAAUUGAAGGUUAUCUUUAGUUAAUUCUGUUGCAAGUGUGAAUGAGAAGUGAAGAAUAUCGGUUCUUGAUUUGAUUGUUUAUUAGUUAUAAUUAAUUAUUUGGGGAUUGUUAUUUCCAGGGAUUUUAUGUUUUGUUUUGAUUUUGAUUUUAUUUUUUCUGCUGCUCUUACUGGGAUUUGUUAGGGGUGCCUGGAGAUAGCACAUUGUCUGAUUGUCAGAGUAGCCAUAUAUGAUAUAAUAUAUGAAGUACAUGAGGAAUCAAGAAAACAUUGUCCCUUUAUGUGCAGAUAUUGGGGUUCAUCAUAAUUUUUCACUUUUUUGAAUGAAUAUAGUAAUGCAAGUGCGCAGUAAGGUUGUCGUUUG
Abrus precatorius (Indian licorice) is the source of this 1179-nucleotide messenger RNA. RefSeq lists its product as uncharacterized. The record is from RefSeq and is a predicted model, not a curated record. The coding region runs from base 435 to 764 and encodes 109 amino acids. The transcript is spliced from 2 exons. Lineage: Eukaryota; Viridiplantae; Streptophyta; Magnoliopsida; Fabales; Fabaceae.